Molecule: messenger RNA, 1467 nt
Organism: Eucalyptus grandis
Lineage: Eukaryota; Viridiplantae; Streptophyta; Magnoliopsida; Myrtales; Myrtaceae
Product: S-adenosyl-L-methionine:benzoic acid/salicylic acid carboxyl methyltransferase 3
Exons: 4
Coding region: 131-1228 (365 amino acids)
Biological process (GO): methylation
Molecular function (GO): S-adenosylmethionine-dependent methyltransferase activity
Source: RefSeq, a predicted model, not a curated record
UGCCUCAUUGCGACUACUCUCUCUGUCUCUGUACAGAGGGCAAGCGCAUAAGACACCAUAUAUUCUUCAAGCUCUCUUCAGAUAAUCAAAGAGAAGGAACUUUUUCUUUGUUCGGUUGCCCAGCCAGAUCAUGGAUGUGGAGAAGGUCUUUCACAUGACAGGAGGUGUUGGCAACACUAGCUAUGCCAAGAACUCUUCCCUUCAGAAGAAGGCAUCUGAUAUGGUGAAGAGCAUAGCCAUGGAAGCGGUCCAACAAGUGUACCUGAGUCUCAUGCCAGAGAGCAUUGGAAUAGCUGACUUGGGGUGUUCCUCAGGACCCAACACACUGUCCCUCAUCAGGGAUGUGAUUGAGGUAGUGGAAGGGACAAGCCACAGGGUCACGAGUCCAACCCCAGAGUUCAGGGUCUACCUCAAUGACCUCCCCACCAAUGACUUCAACUCCAUCUUCAAGGCCUUGCCAGAUUUCCACAGAGAGCUCAGGGAGGCAAGAAGGAGAGAGGGCGGGCUAUGUCAUCCUCCUCUGUACAUGGCAGCUCAUCCUGGGUCCUUUUAUGGGAGGCUUUUUCCCAACAAAUGCUUGCACUUUGUCUAUUCAUCCUACAGUUUGCACUGGCUGUCAAGGGUCCCUCCAGCACUCUAUCGUGAGAACAGAGAACCAAUCAACAAGGGCACUAUCUACAUCUCUGAGUCCAGCCCUCCCUUUGUAGCCGAGGCUUACUUGCGGCAGUUCCAAGAGGACUUCACAUCAUUCCUCCGCUUGAGAUCUGAAGAGCUGGUGCCUGGAGGCAGAAUGGUGCUGAUCUUGCUGGGCAGGAGGGGCCCACACCAUUUUGAUAGAGGCAACUCUUUCUUCUGGGAGCUUCUCGCAAGAAGCGUCUCCAUGUUAGUUGCAAAGGGGGAAGUGGAAGAAGAGAAGCUGGAUUCCUAUGAUGUGCACUUCUAUGCGCCUUCCAAGGAUGAAAUGGAGCACGAGAUCGAGAGAGAGGGGUCGUUCCGAUUGGAUCGCUUCGAGAUGUUUGAACUUGAGAGGGAGGAGAAAGAUGGGGAAAGCUACGGAACAGCAGUGGCGACCACGGUCAGGGCCGUCCAAGAGUCCAUGAUCUCUCACCACUUUGGUGAAGGAAUUGUGGACAGCCUGUUUGAGAAUUAUGCACGAGUUCUAGAUGAAGAAGCGGCCAGAGAAGAAAUUAGGCCUGUCACUUUCCUCUUGGCUCUCACGAAAUCAUGACUGCACUGUAGUACCGAGGGCAAGCACUUGCCUCGACGGAUCGGGUCCAUCGCAGCCAUCAAUUAUGUGGUUCCACUAGACCGGAUCGAUGAAUUGUCUGGUAGUAUAAGAGACCCAGAACCUAGGAACUAGUUUUUGCUUUGUGCAUUGUGCUUUGUGCUUUGUGCUGUACUCACUGCUCAGUACUCUUGCAUCACGAAUUAGGAAUCUCUUGAAGCUCCAACUGCUUCUGCAUGAAA